ACAAGGGAGAUAAUCCGCGGGAAAAGUCAAUAAACAAAAUGGCCGAAGAGAGGGUCUCGUUUAUAGAGGAAGAUCUUCCUGUGGCUGCUUUUCCAAAGAUUGCGGACAUCAGGCGACAGGGAAAAUUAUGCGACGUAACACUGAAGGUGGGAGAUCAAAAGUUCUCCGCUCACCGCAUCAUCCUGGCGGCAACCAUUCCCUACUUCCACGCAAUGUUCACGCACGACAUGGUGGAAUCCAAGCAGGAUGAGAUCGGCAUGCAAGGCAUUGAUGCCAGUGCCCUGGAGUCCCUGGUGAACUACGCCUACAAUGGCCGUGUGGAGAUCAACCUGAACAACGUGCAGUCUCUGCUCAUUGCCGCCAGCUUCCUGCACCUGCAGAGUGUGAAGGAGGCAUGCUGUGACUUCCUCAAGGACAGACUGCACCCACAAAACUGCCUUGCAGUGCGAGCCUUUGCGGACCAGUACAUGUGCUCCGGGCUGGUGGAGGCCGCCAACAAAUACAUCCAGAACAACUUCCGCCAGGUGUCCAGCACCGAGGAGUUCCUCAACCUGAGUCACACCGACAUGGUUGACAUCAUCUCCAGGGACGAACUCAACGUCACCAACGAGGAGCAGGUAUUUGAGUCGGCCCUGAAGUGGGUGAAGCACUUGAUGGAGAACAGGAAGGAGGCGUUGCCGGAGUUGAUGGUGAAGGUGCGGUUGCCGCUGCUCACCCCGCAGUAUCUGUCGGACAAGGUGGCCACGGAGGAGCUGAUCAAGAGCUCGCUGCAGUGCAGAGAUUUAUUGGAUGAGGCUCGAGAUUACCACCUGAUGCCAGAGAGGCGGACGUUGUUACAGACUUUCAAAACACGACCACGGUGUUGUACAGAUGUACCCGGCAUCAUCUAUGCUGUGGGAGGCCUCACGUCGUCAGGUGACUCUCUGAGCACGGUGGAGUGUUUUGACCCAGUGGUGGGGCGAUGGAAGGUGGCCGAGGCUAUGAGCACCAUGAGAAGCCGAGUGGGCGUCGCCGUCCUCAACGGCUACCUGUACGCCAUCGGCGGCUACAACGGCAUGGACAGGCUGAACACAGUGGAGGUGUUCGAGCAGGAGAGCAAACGGUGGAAGAAAGUCUCUGCCAUGAACUGCAAGAGGAGUGCCCUGGGAGCAGCCGCACUGAACAGCAAGCUGUUUGUCUGUGGAGGGUAUGAUGGAGUCUCCUCCCUCAAGUCCGUGGAGUGCUUCGAUCCCAAGUCAAAUAUGUGGUCGAUGAUGACAAGUAUGCAGAAGUACCGAAGUGCCGCCGGUGUUGCCGUACUGCAUGGGGACAUCUACGCCUGUGGCGGCCAUGAUGGAUUAUCAAUAUUUGAUUCUGUGGAAUGUUACAACACAACAACUGGGCAGUGGAGAACAAUAGCCAACAUGAACUCCAAGCGAUGCCGUCUGGGCGUGGCUGCUCUCAAUGGUAAACUGUAUGCCGUGGGAGGCUACGACGGUGCCGUGUUUCUCAAGACUGUUGAGCGCUAUGACCCAGGCAGCAAUACAUGGGAGUAUGUUUUGCCUAUGAAGAUGAAGAGGAGCCGAGUUGCCGUGGCAGCAACGUAUGGAAAGUUAUAUGCAAUAGGAGGCUACGAUGGUCAGGCCAACUUGAAUUCUGUGGAGAUGUAUGAUCCAGAGUCAAGCACAUGGACGUUUGUCGCCUCCAUGAGUGCCCAUGAGGGAGGAGUUGGGGUCGGCGUGGUCCCCAUGGAGGAAGCUGCCGUGUGAUGUGGAGUUAGUCAUGACUGUGGAUGUGAAUCUGUGAAACACUUAUACGGAACUGGCAAUGGUUGGUGCUGUGGAGUCUGGAGCAGGUUCUGAUUGAUUUUGAGGGAUGUUGCCAGAAGGAUGCUGAGUGAUGUUGCUAGCAGAAUGCUGCAGGCCAUUUGGUGAAUGGUCCUGAAUGGAAUGUUGCAAUGUUGAUUCUUGGCUCUGAAUGUCAUCAAAAUGGGUUUGAUUGAUGCUGAGUAAUAUUGCAAAGGCUGUUGCUUGCCAGUUAUGCUGAUGGUCUUGACCAGCUAACUCUACAUUAGCUGGUGCUGAGUGGUCUUGAUUGGACAGUUGCUAGUCCAGAGUCUUGCUGAUACCAAGUUGAGCGGACCACCAGAGACUGAAGCUCACAUGUGAACUAGUCACCUUUAUACAGCUGUAACCUGUAGUCAAGUUCCCUUGAUGAGCCAUAAGUUACAUAUGACAUCAUGGGACCUUGUUUGAUGUUUAGUAAGAUACCUCUGCUAAUACAUGAUGAUGAUGAUGAUGAUGAUGAUGAUGAUGGGACCUUGUUUGAUGUUUAGUAAGAUACCUCUGCUAAUACAUGAUGAUGAUGAUGAUGACGACGACGACGGUGACAUCUUGUGGACUAGUCAAAACUAUGGAUAUGAUUAACAACUGUGUGUAAUUUACUCCCAAAAUGAAUUUAGAACCAAAAUAAUAUAUGUUGUUAGUCUAUAGCCUGCAUUUGCCCUGAGCUUCAGAUUGAAUUGAAUUCUCAAGGGUUACAUCACCGAUUACAGUUGUAAAAGACGGACCUUGUCUCACAUAUAUAGGGCAUGGGGCCCAUGUUAUUCCUUCGGUCAUUUAUUUGUAAUGGGUCAAUGACAUGGGCCCUCUGACAAUCUGAAGCACUCACUACCUAUCUCCUUGUAGGUCUAGAUCAUAGUAGAUUGUAUUUUCUGUGUAACAUUACACCAAGACGAGAUAGUCAGCUGCUUUUUUAUGACAACCUACUUUCUUACAUAAUCAUCCAAUGACAGCGUGUGCACUGAUCAAUUCUUUUACUUUUUUGUAUGUGGAAAUGCCAGGACCAUACAAAUAGUAUGUAUGAUUGUAUGUGAUCUUGUCAACACUGUGAUUGCUAUCUGUGAUAGUGUGUUAGCAUGUCACUCCUUUCUCUGUUCAGGGUAGGGCAUCAGGUACACACAGGGUCUCAUAAAAUUAGUGCUUCUGUGUCAUAUACAGAAUAUAGCAUGAAAGUCCUUUCUCUGUAUAGAUCUUGGGAACAGGUAUGAUAAUAUACAGGUUGUUACACACUCAAGGCAAGUGUUAUAUACAGUAUAUAGCAAGUCACUUCUUCUCUGUACAGAGCUUGGGAACAGGUAUAUAGAGGGUGUUACACACUCAGUGCUUCUGUGUUAUAUACACCAUGUCACUCCUUUCUCUGUACAGGGUAGGGGAACAGGUAUAUACAGAGUGUUACACACUCAGUGCUUCUGUGUUAUAUACAGCAGGUCACUCCUUUCUCUGUACAGACCCGGGGAACAGGUAUAUACAGGGUGUUACACACUCAAUGCUUCUGUGUUAUAUACAGCAUGUCACUCCUUUCUCUGUACAGGGUAGGGGUACAGGUAUAUACAGAGUGUUACACACUCAGUGCUUCUGUGUUAUAUACAGCAUGUCACUCCUUCCUCUGUACAGGGUAGGGGAACAGGUAUAUACAGGGUGUUACACACUCAGUGCUAUUGUGUUAUAUACAGCAUGUCACUCCUUUCUCUGUACAGGGUAGAGGAACAGGUAUUGACCUUUUUCACACUUUCGCCAUCUUGGAUCGAAAACGAGGCUUGGAGAGCAUAGCUCUAUGCAGUGAGAGUCGCAUCAGCUCAUUGGGAAUAGACAGCAUGUUGUGCAUUUCACUGAUGGACAU
Haliotis rufescens (red abalone) is the source of this 3660-nucleotide messenger RNA. RefSeq names its product kelch-like protein 18. The transcript is spliced from 11 exons. Bases 39 to 1748 code for a protein of 569 amino acids. Gene Ontology annotation, molecular function: protein binding. The record is from RefSeq and is a predicted model, not a curated record. Lineage: Eukaryota; Metazoa; Mollusca; Gastropoda; Lepetellida; Haliotidae.